Molecule: messenger RNA, 870 nt
Organism: Perkinsus marinus ATCC 50983
Lineage: Eukaryota; Perkinsozoa; Perkinsida; Perkinsidae
Exons: 2
Coding region: 1-870 (289 amino acids)
Source: RefSeq, a predicted model, not a curated record
AUGGGGAGUAAAAGGGAUCGCUGUGCCAUGGAAGCUGAGGGCCAUUUGGGAAGUUCCGAACCAUCCGCUGCAUCCAUAGAGUGCCCAGGAGCACCACAGCAGAACCAGACAGCAGCUCCGCAGCCCGUCGCUCAUGUUUUCGACGUUACGAGAGGUGGAUUGGCUACACUUGUGAGGGCUCAAACCGAAAAGCUGGAUGAGAUCAAAGCUCUGCUUGACCAACACCUGGCUAACGACGCCCGCCACCAACGCGAACUCGACUUCCGCCACAGAAUCGCUAACAUCGGCCCCUAUAAAUUAGACGACGACUUGCGGAAGGUCCGAUGCACGGUGUGCGAUACCCAUAAAUGGUCUAUCCCCAGGAAUGAGCGUCCUGGCUUCUUCGAUAGAUUAGGCGUAUUCAGUGUCGGAGAUUCGAUACCUUCUGCAGAAAGGCAACGUGAUCUGAUCGCUUCCCUCAAGGACCAUCUCAAAGUACCGACUCACAAUAGAUGCAUCAGUAUUGGCGAGACGGGCAGAACGCGUACGCGACGGAGCGAGGCCCUGGCGGUGGCUCGCACUGCUUAUUUCAAUGUUGUCGAAGGUCACAGCCACAGAGAGUUUGAGAGAUUGCUGGCCUUGCAGGCCGUGAAUCAGAUACUUUUGGGGGAUAAAAAUCAUUCUCGGGUUCAUUUCUUGCCGCAGUUCAUUGAUGCUAUGGUCCACGAGCUUAGGGCAAGAAUAGUUUAUGCCUUCGAGUCCCCACAACGGUGCUUCAACAUGAGACCAAGUCCUAUGGCAUCAUCAUGCGACAAGCUGACAACUCAGCGUCGUACUGUUCAAACCACCUGUGCUAUCACCUUGGUGGGAGAGCAGUCGCCUACUUACUAG